Molecule: messenger RNA, 1785 nt
Organism: Aspergillus pseudonomiae
Lineage: Eukaryota; Fungi; Ascomycota; Eurotiomycetes; Eurotiales; Aspergillaceae
Product: high affinity methionine permease
Exons: 8
Coding region: 1-1785 (594 amino acids)
Biological process (GO): amino acid transmembrane transport
Cellular component (GO): membrane
Molecular function (GO): L-amino acid transmembrane transporter activity
Source: RefSeq, a predicted model, not a curated record
AUGGGUCUACCAUUUUGGCACGAUAGAGAAAAGGAUGCCGGCAUCUCCGUCCGGGAACGUAACACCUCCCAGGAGAGUACGAUUCAAGAUGGUGCCGUCAAAUAUACAGCGGCAGAAGGUGUCAAUUCCACCAGUGUGACCUACCAAGAUGCCAGUGGUGCACCCGUGGAGACGGAUUCGCCGUUGGGAUACUCCGUUAGCUUUUGGACAAGUCUCUGCCUGAAUAUCAAUCAAAUGGUCGGAACUGGUAUCUUUUCAACACCGGCCACUAUCCUUAAGGGUGUCGGCUCCGUUGGCCUUUCCAUGAUAUACUGGUUCAUAGGAUAUCUGCUCGCCCAAAGCACUCUUGCGGUGUACCUGGAGCUGGCAUCAUACUUUCCCAGUCGUUCUGGGUCGGAAGUCGUGUAUCUUGAGCAGGCUUUCCCAAAGCCUGCAUACUUAUUUCCUACAGUGUUUGCAGCGAAACAUGUUAUCUUUUCUUUUGGGAGUAGCAACUCCAUCGUCUUUGCCCAGUAUGUCUUUGGAAUUGCCGGCUCACAGUACACAAACUGGCAGUUGAAAGGUGUCGCGGUGGCUGCAUAUACCGUUGCAACUUUAGUUGUGAGUUCCAGCACCAAAUGGUCACUGAGAGUCGUUGUCUGGUUUGGAUUCGUCAAGAUUGCAACCCUAGUAUUGAUCUCAAUCGCGGGAUUGGUCGUGCUCGGCGGGCAUACAAAGGUCGAAGACCCGAUGAUCAACUGGCAUGAUGCCUGGAAAGGGACAUCAUCGGCAAGCGCCUACGGUGCUACUAAUGCCAUGGUCAAAAUUAUCUUUUCUUACGCCGGCUAUACUAACGCUUUUAGUGUGGUUAAUGAAAUCAAGAAUCCCAUCAAAACACUUCGCUGGAGCGCUCCAUUUUCAUUAAUCCUCGUCACAUCACUCUAUAUCCUUGUGAACGUCGCCUACUUCUCUGCCGCCUCGAGGGAAGAAAUCCUGAACUCAAAGCAAAUCGCCGCAGGAAUCUUCUUCAAAAAGAUCUUUGGCACCAAUGGGGCGGCCCGCGCGCUGAAUGUACUCAUUUGCAUAAGCGCAUUUGGUAAUCUGAUGGCUGUUAUGGUUAGCUUUUCCAGAAUGCUCCGAGAGACUGGAAGGCAAGGUAUACUUCCCUGGCCUAGGUUCUGGACUUCUACGAGGCCGUUUGGAACACCCCUAGGGCCUUAUCUCGUCCAGUGGGCCAUGACUGUUAUCAUGAUUCUUGCCCCUCCUGCUGGAGAUGCCUUCAACUUCGUUGUCGACCUCUCCGUAUACCCUACGAGUAUCUUCAACUUCCUCUUAGUGACCGGACUCUUAUUAAUCCGCUGGCGCCGCAGCAAGCUCAAUCUCCCUAGACCCGAGUUUCGAUCCUGGGCAAUUGCGAUCGGGUUUGCACUGCUGGCGAACCUCUACUUGCUUGCUGCCCCAUGGUACCCGCCCAUAGGGGGUGCAACCGGUGGAGACGUUAGCUUUUGGUACGGCACAUAUAUGGUAGUCGGCAUUGGACUACUUGCUGCCUGUGGCGUAUACUACUACAUAUGGAUCACGCUGCUUCCCAAAUAUAAAGGGUAUGAGUUUCGACAGACCGUGUUGGAGUUUGACGACGGGUCUGUUACGCAUAACCUGGUCAAAGUUCCUGUCGCAGAGCUGGCGAGCUGGGAUGCGGAGCAUGAUGCCGUUGGUCGUCUGCGCCAUCGGACAACAUACCAGAGCAGUACUGAUGUCGAUGAAAAUAAGUCAAGUGAGCAAAGGAAUGUCUCUCAAAGUGCAUGA